Molecule: messenger RNA, 5245 nt
Organism: Silurus meridionalis
Lineage: Eukaryota; Metazoa; Chordata; Actinopteri; Siluriformes; Siluridae
Gene: myo3b
Product: myosin IIIB
Biological process (GO): protein phosphorylation
Cellular component (GO): myosin complex
Molecular function (GO): protein binding; protein kinase activity; cytoskeletal motor activity
Source: RefSeq, a predicted model, not a curated record
UCACCGCUUCUUCUCACAUUCCACUCAAUUAUUAACCCUGAUGGAAAGCCUUGAAAAUCACUUCUGCAAUGUUACGAGAUGGCCAUGGCAGGCUGGCUAACUCCAAAGAAACAGAGGGAAAAGAAUUAUACCAUCUUCACGGCAGGAUAUGGAGAUCACUGUAUGGGCUUUAUCCAUACAAGUCCAGCAUGAUCAGGCUAGAGGGGCUGGAGCACCCCUCUGAUGACUGGGAUAUUGUGGAGACGAUCGGGGAGGGAACCUAUGGCAAAGUCUACAAAGUCACCAACAGGAAGGAUGGAAGUCAAGCAGCUGUAAAAGUUCUGGAUCCUAUUAAUGAUGUUGAUGAGGAGAUUGAGGCAGAAUACAACAUCCUGCACUCCCUUUCGAACCAUCCUAAUGUGGUUAAGUUCCUAGGCAUGUUCUAUAAAGCUGAUGAGUUUGCUGGAGGACAGCUGUGGUUGGUUUUAGAGUUGUGUAAUGGGGGUUCAGUAACAGAACUGAUAAAGGGUUUGCUGAUGAGAGGGAAACGUCUGGAGGAGCCUGCCAUCUCUUACAUUCUCUGUGGUGCUUUACUGGGCCUGCAACAUCUGCACAACAACCGAAUAAUCCAUCGAGACAUCAAGGGCAACAACAUCCUGCUCACCACAGAUGGAGGAGUCAAACUGGUAGAUUUUGGUGUGUCAGCUCAGCUGUCGAGUGCACGCUUGCACAGAAACACGUCAGUCGGAACGCCUUUCUGGAUGGCUCCUGAGGUGAUUGCAUGUGAGCAGCAGUUGGAUUACUCAUAUGAUGCCCGCUGUGAUGUGUGGUCUCUGGGCAUCACUGCUAUCGAGCUGGCUGAGGGAGAUCCACCACUGGCCGAGAUGCAUCCUGUAAAAGCACUGUUUAAAAUACCGAGAAAUCCACCCCCUACACUUCACCAUCCAGACCAGUGGUGCAGAAGCUUCAGUCAUUUCAUUGCCCAGUGUUUGAUAAAAGAUUUUGAGUCACGUCCUUCGGUCACCCAUCUGCUGGAGCACCCGUUUAUUAAGCCGGCACAUAGCAAAGAUGCUGCGCUCAGGAAACAGCUCUCAGCUCUCAUACAGGACCAACAGAACGCCGGCUCUAAGACCAGGACCAGGACCAAGCAUGAACGGAUCAAUACACGCAAAACACUGCUGAUUGAGAGUUUUCCUGAUGAUGACCUGGUGAACUUGGAGGCUUUAGAUGAGGAAACUAUAAUCAUGCAUCUUCAGAAGCGCUAUGAAGAACUGCAGAUAUACACCUAUGUUGGCGACAUCCUCAUCGCCCUGAACCCAUUCCAAACUCUAAAGAUUUACUCACCACAGUUCUCUAAGCUGUAUCAUGGAUCAAAGUGUUCAGAUAAUCCUCCUCAUAUAUUUGCUACGGCUGAUGCAGCUUACCAAGGGAUGGUAACAUUCUGCAAAGACCAGUGUAUAAUCAUCAGUGGGGAAAGUGGAGCAGGCAAAACAGAAAGUGCUCAUCUCAUCGUCCAACAUCUCACUUUUCUUGGAAAGGCCAAUAAUCGUACACUUCGGGAAAAGAUCCUGCAGGUGAAUCCUCUGGUGGAGGCAUUUGGUAAUGCAUGCACAGCUAUUAAUGAUAACUCCAGUCGCUUUGGGAAAUACUUGGAGAUGAAGUUUACACCCACUGGUGCUGUCAUGGGGGCAAAGAUUUCAGAGUACCUGCUGGAGAAAUCACGAGUCAUCAAACAGGCCACGGGGGAAAAAAACUUCCACAUAUUCUAUUACAUAUAUGCUGGUCUUUAUCAUCAAAACAGUCUAAAGGAAUACAGAUUACCGGAGAAAAUAGCUCCCAGGUACAUUAACAGUGCAAAUGGUAAAGUGAUGCAGGACAUUGUGUCCAACAAUUUAUACAAGGACCAGUUUGAUGCCAUUCAGGACUGCUUUCGCAUAAUCGGGUUUUCAGAAGAGGAAGUGAAUUCCGUAUACAGAAUCUUGGCUGCAAUUUUAAACACUGGAAAUAUUGAGUUUACCUCCACUACCUCACAACACCAAACAGAUAAGAGUGAAGUGCCUAAUUCUGAGGCUUUAGAGAAUGCAGCACUACUGCUGUGUAUAGGAGCAGAGGAGCUGCAGGAGGCGUUGACAUCUCACUGUGUUGUAACACGUGGAGAGACUAUAAUUCGCACCAACACAGUGGACAAAGCUACUGAUGUGAGAGAUGCCAUGUCCAAGGCUCUCUAUGGACGACUCUUCAGCUGGAUAGUAAACCGAAUCAAUGCUCUUCUUCAGCCAGACUUCAAGAGCUACGCUGCAGAGAGUGGGAUGCAUGUGGGAAUUUUGGACAUAUUCGGCUUCGAGAACUUUAAGAAGAACUCAUUUGAGCAGCUGUGCAUAAAUAUUGCCAAUGAACAAAUUCAGUUCUACUUUAACCAGCACAUCUUUGCCCUUGAACAGAUGGAGUAUCAGAGUGAGGCGAUAGAUGCCAGUCUGGUGGAGUAUGAGGACAACAGGCCAAUUUUGGACAUGUUUCUGCAGAAGCCCAUGGGCCUUCUCUCACUUCUGGAUGAAGAAAGCCGAUUCCCUCAGGCAACAGACCAAACACUUGUUGAUAAGUUUGAGGACAACCUACGCUACAAGUACUUUUGGAGACCAAAGCGUGUGGAGUUGUGCUUUGGAAUUCAGCAUUAUGCUGGAAAGGUGUUGUACAGUGUGAAGGGUUUUCUGGAGAAGAACCGGGACACUCUUCCUGCAGACAUCGUGGUUGUUUUGAGAAUGUCUGAGGACAAAUUGCUUCAGCAGCUGUUCUCCAAUCCUCUCACCAAAACUGGUAACCUGGCAACCUCCAGAGCCAGAGUCACUGCAGCAUCCCGAUCUCUGCCUCCUCAGCUCCAUGCAGGACGUAACAAGGUGGACACUAUGGAAAUGAUGAGACACCCAGAGGAAACCACCAACAUGAGAAGACAGACUGUAGCGUCGUACUUUCGUUAUUCUCUGAUGGAUCUGUUGUCUAAGAUGGUAAUGGGCACACCUCACUUUGUGCGCUGCAUUAAACCCAAUGAUGCUCGGCAGGCUCUGAGCUUCUGUCAGGAGCGUGUGAUGGUGCAGCUAAGAUACACAGGCAUCUUGGAGACAGUCAACAUCCGACGCCAAGGCUUCUCUCACCGCAUCACCUUUGAUGACUUUGUUAACAGGUACUACUACCUGGCUUUCCGGGCUCAUCAGAAGCCAGAGAGCAGUAAGGAAAAUGCUGUCAUUAUUUUAAAGAAAGCCAAGCUGGACAACUGGGUUCUGGGGAGGACGAAGGUGUUUCUGAAGUACUACCACGUUGAGCAGCUGAAUUUGUUGUUGAGAGAGGUGAUGGCUCGGGUAGUGGUGAUCCAGGCCUACACUAAAGGCUGGCUGGGGGCGAGGAGAUACCGCAGGGAGAAAGAGAAACGCAAUCAAGCAAUUAUCAUCCAGUCAGCCUGGAGGGGCUAUUUAGCCCGUCAACAUGUGAAGCGGAUUAAGCAGGAUCGGGAAAAUGCAGCAGUGCAGAUUCAGUCAGCCUACAGAGGGCACAGAAUCAGAAAAGAGUACAGACAGAGUCAAAAGCAAUCUUCAGCUGCUUCCAAAUCAACCAGGGAAGGUACAUUUCAGAGAACAGGCUCUGACUGCGAAAACCAUAAGGACAAGGUUGUCUCCGUCAGUGGUGACAGACAGAGUGAAGUUGACAGUAAAGGGAAAAACACAGCUGAUGUGUCUGUAGUGAGGACUACUGGAGAGCGAGGCAGAGCAACACAUCAUAAACAAGGUCCAGCAGCGAAGUUGCUACAGCGCACCCCUCGGCGUCGAGGCCAGCAACCCAAACUACUGAACAGCCCAGAGGACAGUAUUUACUACAGCCAGCUCAAUAGAGCUCUAGAUUACCAGGGGAGCAAGAGGAAGCCCAGAAAACUUGGCCAGAUCAAGCUUCUAGAUGGAGAGGAUGAGUAUUAUAAAUUGCUAUUGGUGGCAGAGUCGGUCCCUGAGGAAGAUUUCUCCCCUAUCCCUCCUCCUCCCUCUGGUCCUGUUCCGGUUUCUCCACUGAAGAGAGAAGCUCUACUCCAGAGCUGAAUGAAUGCACGGUGCUGCUGCUCAGCCUUGACCCCGAGCCCCAGCAUAGUCCAUAGCAGGAUUGCCGUCUUCAAAUCCUCCUAAUUGCAAUAAAUACCAAGGCAUUGUAGUUAUGUAUUGUCUUUAUUUUUAUUUUUUUAUGUCAUCCUUGAUAUGAACAAUGGAGCCAGACAUACUUUCCAGACAUACAGAUUUCUGUGGUUUAUUUGAUGUCAAAUCUAAUCUAUUUUACCAUUGUUAUUUUGUUAUUUUUAAUGACAACUGCUGUAAAAAGAAAAAGUUUAUUCAUAGAACAUGCUCUUUAAUCUAUUCAUUUUUUUUUUUUUUUACAAUUUUGUGCAUUUUAUUAAUUUCCUAAUGUAUCAUUAUAUUUUCUUUUAAUUUAUUAAUUCAGUUUGACUUCCCUGAAAAAACAUGCCUUACACAGCUCAGUACACAAAUCCAAACUAUUCAAACUAUUCGUAUUCUAGGUGGAAGUGUGUUGUUAUCCCAUUAGAUAACCUUAAACAUGAAAGUAGAAAGUGUUUCUGUGAGGGUUUGCAGUUGUUGAAAAAGAAUAAGUACUAAAGUGCAAAUUAAGAUUACAUUUAAAUAAAAACCAAUAUCCCUCAAAAUAGAAUACAUGUGCACGUUAAUUUUAAUGGCAAAAAAAGUCCACUUUAUAAAGCUACUGGUUUUAUUGAAUAUAAGAAUGAGAUCCUCUUACCAAACAGAGACAUUACAUAACCCUACUUAUGCUUGUAAAGUAGCUAGCUAGUAGCUAGUAGCUAGUCCAGCCACAGACAUAAUCAACAUGCUUGUACAACAGUGUUUAUGCCGUCAAUGUGCUUCACUAUUUUCUGCUCCACCAAUGUCCUGGAUUGCACGCGUGCUACCUGACUAAAGAGAGCAACCAACUUCAACACAGGUAAUUAGUUACAUCAUGUCUCUUUUGGCAGUAGAAAUAGCAACAACACAGAGGAUUAUGGCAGUUGUGCUGAGCUGAACUGCAUUAUGUGGAAAAUUCAUAUUUGAGAUGGUUUUCAACUGGGUUUUGGCAUUCUAACUCUAAAAAAAAAAUGUUGAGUAAAACUUUGGUCUUAUGUACUUAAUGUGGUUUGUUGUCUGAGUUCAGUUUUAAAUGCACUUUUUUUAUCAGCUGUGUUUUGUACCACACUGGCAAUAAAUAAUAAAUAAAUAAAUGCUUA